This is a messenger RNA of Cyprinodon tularosa, 1239 nucleotides long. RefSeq names its product B2 bradykinin receptor-like. Gene Ontology annotation, cellular component: membrane. The record is from RefSeq and is a predicted model, not a curated record. NCBI's taxonomy places the organism in Eukaryota, Metazoa, Chordata, Actinopteri, Cyprinodontiformes, Cyprinodontidae. The transcript is spliced from 2 exons. Gene Ontology annotation, molecular function: bradykinin receptor activity. Bases 137 to 1198 code for a protein of 353 amino acids. Gene Ontology annotation, biological process: neutrophil chemotaxis; G protein-coupled receptor signaling pathway; immune response.
GGGGUGGGACACAGUGGGUGGAAACCAUCGAGUCAUCCAGUGUUUAAAGACGUCUGAGACCAGUUUGAUACCAGCUCAGCCACUUCAGCAGACACCAGUCCCACUCCCACAGAGGACAGAAGCAGAGGACAGGAGAAUGGAUCCUUUACCCACCAGCCUCCCUGCUAAUCUGACCUCACUGGCAGAAAAUGGAGACCAAACAUUCAACAGUAGCUGUUCAUCCGUAUCUCAUGAGUGGGUCUACAGCUUUGUCCCGGUGUACAUCCUGUCCAUCUCCGUGCUGGGAAUGGCGUUGAACAUCUUUGUUCUGAUGGUUUUCAUCCUCCAUAAGAAGUCCUGCUCCGUGGCUGAGAUCUACAUGGGAAACCUGGCUGCUGCUGACUUGCUUCUGACCUCCUUCUUGCCUUUCUGGGCUGUUAGUGGUUGGAAUCGGUUCGAGUGGAAGUUUGGUCUCGCUAUGUGCAAAAUCGUCAAUGUGGCGAUUCCGAUGAACGUCUACUGCAGCAUCUACUUCCUGAUUCUGGUCAGCAGCGAUCGGUACCUGGCUCUGGUCCACCCGCUGUCUCAUCAAAAACUGCGUCGGCCAAAAUGUGCUAAAAUUUCUUGCGUCCUGGUUUGGAUUCUGGGUUUCCUUCUCAGUCUUCCGAAGCUCAUCAACCGGACUGUGGAAGGGUUCAGUUGUUAUGAAGAACAUGAUCUCCUAUCUCUCAUAAGCGACAUCAUGUUUUUGGUGUUUGGGUUUUUUAUUCCCAUUUCAAUCAUCCUGUUCUGCACCAUCAAGAUUCUCCAAACUCUAGGAAGCAGAUUUAUGGAAGAGGAAAAAGCAAAGAGGAAGGAUAGGAAGGCCACCACUUUGGUCCUGGCCGUCUUGCUGGCAUUCCUGAUCUGCUGGGUUCCAUUUUAUCUGAUCAAGAUACCAUCCCUGCUCAACGAUUUUGGUUACCUGCAGGACUGCAACUCUAGAAUCAUCAUGUUCUACUGUGGGCAGAUCUUCAUGUACCUAGGCAUCUUCAACAGCGUUCUUAAUCCGAUUCUCUACGUCAUUGUUGGGAAAAAAUUCCAGAAGAAAGUUAGGGAGCUCUUCACGCAGUUGAACCACCGGCGGGGUUCCACCUUCAGCCUCAUUUCUGCAAGCACCAAAAUAACACGAAGUGUUAAACUCCAGUUACAGGCGGAGCCACUUAAAGACGCUGAGUAAAGCCAGCGGCUGCCUUCCGUUUUUCAGAUGGUGACCAGAAG